Molecule: messenger RNA, 941 nt
Organism: Musa acuminata AAA Group (dessert banana)
Lineage: Eukaryota; Viridiplantae; Streptophyta; Magnoliopsida; Zingiberales; Musaceae
Product: squamosa promoter-binding protein 1-like
Exons: 2
Coding region: 109-666 (185 amino acids)
Cellular component (GO): nucleus
Molecular function (GO): DNA binding
Source: RefSeq, a predicted model, not a curated record
UUUUCUCCUCUCCUUUUUUGCCUUUUUCUUCCUCUCCAUCUCUUCUUCCCCUCUCAACAAUCCCACUAAUUCUCCCUCCUCCUCCUCCUCCCUCUACCUCUUGCUCUCAUGGAGCACCGGAGGCCGUCGACCGAGCCCUCAAGGAAGAGCACGAAGGAGAAGACGAGGAAGGACACGGCGGUCGCCACGGGCAACGACGAGGACGAGGAGGAGCAGGAGGAAGCCGCGGCGGAGGCGGACAAGAAGCGAAGGCCGCCCUCCUCCUCCUCAGCUGCUCGCAGAGGAGUGAGCGGCGGCGGCGGAGGAGGAGCGCCGCAACCCUGCUGUCAGGCCGAGAAUUGCACCGCUGACCUCACCGAGGCGAAGCGCUACCACCGCCGGCACAAGGUCUGCGAGGCCCACUCCAAGGCCGCCGUCGUCAUGGUCGCCGGCCUCCGCCAGAGGUUCUGCCAGCAAUGCAGCAGGUUCCACGAGCUAGCCGAGUUCGACGACUCCAAGCGGAGCUGCCGCCGCCGCCUGGCCGGCCACAACGAGCGGCGCCGGAAGAGCUCCUCCGACGCGCAGGCCGGCGAAGGCUCGAACCGGUGCAGGCAGGCAGAUCAAGACGGGAGGAUGCAGAUAAGCCUCCCCGGGAAGCCCACGUACAAGCACUUCCAGAUCAGAUGAGAUGGUUGCCAUCCCCAUCGAAACAUGCUCUCUCUCUUCUGUCACGCCAUGCCUUUCUUCCUUCCUUCCUUCCGCACCGAGUAAUGUCAAACUUUCUCUACCAUGUAUUAUGUCAAAGACGUGUAUUCAAGCCGUGCGUUGUUAGUGUUAUGGUUUGAGGGGUAAAUGUAAAUGCAGAUUGCCACAUAUGGCUGCUUCGAUACUCUUUUUCUUAGCACUUUGUUCUUGGAGCUCUGUGAAGGGUAUUUUAUUAUUACUGCUUAUUUGUACUGCGA